AUGCGCCUGCUACUGGAGGCCGGCGCCGACGCCAACGUCGCCAAGAAGAAGAGCGGGGAGACGCCGCUCAUGAAGGCGGUGAGGCAGGGCGCGGAGGCGGCGGUGCAGAUGCUGCUCUCACACGGCGCCGACGCCAACGCCGCGGACUUGUACGGACAGAACUCCCUGUACCACGCGGUUUACUAUGGCCAGCUGGACAUCAUGCGCCUGCUACUGGAGGGCGGCGCCGAAGCCAACGCCGCGGUCUCGCACGGAAGGAACUCCCUGUACCACGCGGCUCGCUCUGGCAGGCUGGACAUCAUGCGCCUGCUACUGGAGGCCUGUGUAGAUCCAAACGUCGCCGAGACGCGGACCUUGAAGACGCCGCUGAUG
This is a messenger RNA of Priapulus caudatus, 372 nucleotides long. RefSeq names its product ankyrin repeat and SOCS box protein 1-like. The record is from RefSeq and is a predicted model, not a curated record. Gene Ontology annotation, molecular function: protein binding. NCBI's taxonomy places the organism in Eukaryota, Metazoa, Priapulida, Priapulimorpha, Priapulimorphida, Priapulidae. The transcript has a single exon. The annotation marks the transcript as partial.